GAGGGGCGCUGAAGCAAACCAGCCCCUUCGGUAAAGGAGGGCGGGCGCCAAACGAAACGCGAGGCCUUGGGGGUAAUCGCCUCCUCAGGAGGAGGUGGCGACCUUCAUCGGCGCUCUGGGGCGGGGAAUAUGACGUCACGCGUCAACCGCACAGACGGAGGGGGCGGGGCUGACUCUGUGGCUCCGCCGGCCCUCCGUGGAGAGAGCGGGUCCUCCUCCCACCUCGUGCUUCGGCGCCAGGUUGGUAAAAGGCUCCUGCGCGUGGAACUGGGUCUCCCUCUGAUUGGAUGGUGUUUGGGGCGCGCGCAUGGGGCAGAGUGCGAGCGGAGGGUGGGUCAUUCCUCCCGCACCCGCUUAAAACGCCCUAAUACUGUGAUGGUCACCUGCGGCGGGUCUCCUCUGGCGCUCGCAAUAUGGUUCCCAGCGGAGUCCUUCCCCGCAACCUUCCGGUCUUGUUAGUGGGAGGGAUAGAGGCAGCGCUCGUAUAGCAUGAAUGCGGAAAGCGGUGUGGGUUUCACCUUUAAUUUCACCUGUCACCUGGGCGCUGUAAGGGAGGGUUUCAGCGCAGUGCUAGGAAGAUACUGAGGCCCUACGGCUCCCAUGAUCCUGGUCGUUUGCCAUGUUUCCUGUAGUUCCUGGGGGUCCCGGAGUCCAGCUUUUUCUCAUCCAAAUAAUACUAAUAUGAUUGGUGCAGGAAUGGCCUGGCCUGAGGGAAAAAAUUCUGCAGUGAAGGAACGAUUGGACCUGUGUUGAGAUAUCCGGCAGUUGUAGGGGGAACGAUCAUGUGAGUGACAGUCAAAUGCAAGAGAGACCAUUAAGGCAGCACUUCUCAAGCUCUUGGAACUGGGGUUCUGCUUCUCAGUUACCGUAAUUCCAUUCCACCCAGCUCAGCGCUGACAAUCUUUAUGCAGGCAAGUGCCUAGUUCUUUCACAAAGCUGUGUUUAUGUGGCCUGAAGCUAGGUAAUAUGGCAGUAGCUCCUCCAUCUGUACAUUGAGCAGAGCCAAGUACAUUGAGCAGUGCCAAGUCUCACCUGCAGGGAUGAGAAGAAGUGGAAAGUGUCAUAUGAGCUUCUGUCACUAUAAUUUCAUCUCCUCACACCUCACAGCAAAGUUGUGCCAUCUACUUGAAGGCAGAGGUGACUGAAAUGCCAAACCUUCACUAGUGGACCCCAGCUACUGUAGGGCCAUCCCCAAAUAAUUUUCCUUUAGGUGCCCUUUGCCACACCACAAUCUAAGAACCUAGGGUCUAAGGAAUACAUUGUGACCUUAUUCAGUCAGAGUACCAUGCUAUUCAAUGUGUUUCAGUGUAUGAUGUGUCUAAUUUAUUAGCCUAUCCUGCUCCUCAGUUGGUGAAACUGAACUAUCACUGUCUUAGUCAUUGGCUGACUCACAGAUUCUGUUGAGUAUAGACUGCACUAUUUACCUUUGGCUGGUUAAAGUUAUGCUACAAGGAAGAAAGAUGCAUCUCCCUGUUUGCCGUUAACCAAAUUUUAAUAUGUUUGAGAACAGAUAUUUUGAUAAGAAUAUUCUGAUCUGACCCCGUGUUUGGCCAUUAUGUUGCUGUGGCGGGUAAAGUAAAUGUACUGCUGCAGUCUUCCUUGCUUGCUUCACUUGAACCUGAGCCUAUGAAUGCAGAACGAGCCCUAUUAUUGAUGUGAUUGACUUGCUGUAGUGCAGAACUGUUUUUAUAAAAUGAUAAAUUGCUCGUCAGAAAGUUGAUGUACUAUAACUCUCUCAUUCAGGACACAGUGAAAAGAUGGCAAGUAAACUACUGAGAUUCCUGGCUAGAUCUUCACACAAAACAAGCAACUGCCAACACUUGCAUAAAUAUGGGCUUUCAGCAUCAAGCAACAAUCUUCAAGGGGUGUCAAGCAAUUCUUUAUUAGCAUGUAGAUCCAUCAGUAUGUGCAUUCCAGAGGCAACAACAUCUUGCUUAAGCAGGCUUUGUGUGCAAGCCAAGAAAUGGCAGAGACCACAAGCUAACGUUCCUACUGCAGCAAAGACUGUGAAUUAUUUGAGUAUGCAUGUUUGUCCUCCACACAGGGAACAAUUUUGUGCUCUUAAAAACACAAGUUUCAAGCACAAUGCAAAGUGUUUGAGAAAAUUUACAGAUAUACCAAAUAGACAUUAUUCAGUUUUAUCAAGUAGUAAAAUUAUGCCAAAUCAACAUAUUUUGCCAGCUAAAAGGCUACCAAAAGCAUCGAGGACCAAGCAGCCAUCUAGAGCUAAUCUGCCACUACCGUCUGAAACUGAGGUAAAGUAUUAAAACUUUGAAGUGUAGUACUUAUAACACUGAAGGGUUAUGAAGACCAGAAUAAUGUUUCAUAACAAGUAUUAUGCAGGAAUGAGAAAACUCCUGUCUUCCUAACAGUACAGGGUAGGCCAGCACAUGAAAGCAUGAACUCUUUCUUGACCGAGUUCCUCAACUUUGGCUGUGUCGAUGACUGCAGUCUAAGGAAGAGCAUUCAUGCACAAAGAUGAGUUUUUCUUUUCUCUUUACUGAAGUCCCUAUGGCUCUUGUCAUGUUACUUCUAUUUUCAUUCCUGCCUUAGUGGUGGCAUUUGAGUGCUGUUGAAGAUAUGUUGCAUCCGUUUUGGUGUGAGGGGGCUUGCUAGGCACAGUUUAAGACCCUCUGUGAAUUAAAAAUAAUAUUCACUUAAAAUGCAUGAUAAAAACCCUAGAUAGAACAAAAAUGAACCUGCUUAAAUUGUGAAAAGAAAACCAGUAUUUGAAUAGAUGUGGCAUUUACCGUAUUUUUCGCUCUAUAAGACGCACCAGACCACAAGACGCACCUAGUUUUUGGAGGAAGAAAACAAGAAAAAAAAUAUUCUGAAUCUCAGAAGCCAGAACAGCAAGAGGGAUCACUGCGCAGUGAAAGCAGCAAUCCCUCCUGCUGUUCUGGCUUCUGGGAUAGCUGCACAGCCUCCAUUUGCUCCAUAAGACGCGCACACAUUUCCCCUUACUUUUUAGGAGGGAAAAAGUGAGUCUUAUAAAGCAAAAAAUACGGUAAAUAUACUCAGCAAGCAACUGCUUCAGGGAUAGGGAGCUGAAUCUGGAUGGUGAUUUGGAUUCCUAAUUCCCUCAAUCCCUGCAGGCCAUCUUGGACAGGUGGGAAGGAGCACCCACUCAUAAUGACAUCAGGUGAUUGGUACCUGUUAAAUCUGAAAGGAGGUAGCUGUAUCUGCCAAUCAACUGAUUGGUGGAUUUGGCAACCUCCUUUGAAGAUGUACUUUCAGCACCAAGCAGCUGAUUGCUCCUUGGAGCGUGUCUUCAAAGAGGCUUGCUGUAAAUACUGAUUGGCUGACUGGCAGCUACAGAGAGCCCCUCUGAAAUCUAUGGGUAAAGUGGGCUUGCUGCUCUCUAGAAAUAAAGAGCAGGAAGAAGGCUCUUCUAACAUCAGAAAUACCCCCUGCCUGCUCUUUAAGAGUAGAAGGCAGCAUUUCUACCUACCUUCAUUCCAGCGCUGAAGUGGGAUGGAGAGAAAUACAGCUGCUUACUCUGCAAAGUAAAAGGCAGUGUUUUCAGCCACCUGGAGUGGACAGACAUGGAAAUGUUGGUUAUGUGGCUGCACCUGUGUGUGCAUGUGUUUAUAUGUGAGAGUGUAUGAAUGCAUAUAUUUCAGAGAGAGAGACAAGAGACCAUCAUGUCUAGUGAGAGUAUAUAUGUGCGUUGUGUAUGUGUGUCUGUGGUGAGGGGUGUGUAUAGAGUGUAUGUAUACAAAUGUGAAUAUGUUAGCUAUGCAUGCCACUGGCAUAUAACCCUUAGAGGGGUGGUUGACUAUCAAUGCAGCUCUUGGGCCAAAGCAGUUUAGCCACUGCUGCACUGUAGAGCACAGCUCUGAAAACCCUAGCUGGCUCGCAGAUGGUAUCAAUAUAGACUAACGAUAAACUAUGGUUACUUUUCUAGUCUCAGUCUAAACCAGGGGUCAGCAACCUAAGGCCCAUAGGCCGGAAGCAGCCCGCAGAGGUCAUUUGACUGGCCCACGAGCCGCCCCCAAACCGAGCUACCUGCUCGCGCACUGCGCUAAACUGGUGCAGCAUGGCACGGGGACUUGCUUCUGCAGCGCCGAAAAUCGUGUCUGUGCAGACGCAGAGGCCAAAAAUCGCACGCACGCGAUCCGGCUCAUGGAGGGAUCACCGUGCGACCGAACAGGCCAGGCAACAUAAACCUUACUGGCCCCUGGUCUAAACCAUUCCUUUUUUAAACAUCUGCAGUGAACCACAUUGUGAAGUAGACAUGAGAAUUGUAGCUGGAAUAUACCUGACAAUAUUUUUUACUAGUCAGCUGAAAUGUGCAAAAAGUGACUCUGAGCACAGGCAAGAAUGCUUUUAUCUUUCCACCAAACCUCUCCUGCCUCAAAGAAGGAGAAGGGCUUUCAUCAGACAGAAGGCUUCCUCCCAGGCUGGAGUCACUGUACUUUCCUAUUUAGAAGCUACACUACCUGCCCCCACUUUCCUUGCGAGUAUCCUCAAUACAGGAACUGAAGAAUACAGACACCCCAUCCAGAAAUAAAAGAAAACCACCAUUCUUUCCAAAUCAAACAUUUUUUUAUAAAAAUGUUUCCCCCAGAGCUUGCCAACUUUUUUUUUGGCCUUAGGCAGUACAUUUUUCUUAAUAAAUGUUUAGGGGUACUCUCAUUUUGACUCAAGAAAAUCACCAUUUUAUAGUUCAAAAUAAAUACAGUAAAUGGACAAAAGUACAAAGAUUUACAAAAUGCUUAGGGGUAUGCGUACCCCCAUAAAAAAAGCACUGGCCUUAGGUAGGUUCUUUUUUUGCUCCCUCCCCCAAAGAGCAUCGUUUUUUUCAUAAUUGUUAUAUAGGGUGAAAUUUCUGUGUAACUCGUGAUGCAAUCUCCCAAGUGCUGCUCCUGGUCAAGUUACAUUGCGACAAGCAUUUGUGUGUACGUGUGUGUGUGUGUGUGUGUGUGCGCAUAUGCAUACACAUAUUGUGCUGUGUGGAAUAUGCUCUUAAGUAUCCAUGUCACUGAAAUGCAGGUUGGUUUUUGAAAACACUGAUGUUUUAAACACCCAAAACGUUUGGGGGGUUGUAAUUACACACAAAUAAAUGUUUUGCAGACACCUUUUCUGUUGCUGUGGUUUUUUCCAUCUCAAAAAUACAGGGCAAAGUGUCAGACAUGGUGAAAGGGUAGGUUACUUCAGUGAAAGCUGCCACAUGGAAAAACCUUGUGCCAGAGAUUGCACUGACUCAGACUAUAGUACAUAAAAACAUUUGGAGUUACAAAAUUGUCUCUUUCUUUGAUGCAGAGCACCACCUGCUGGAUGUUAAUGUUGGAUUUUUUGCAAGGGCAAGUGUUAAUCUUGACACACACCAGAUAGCAAAACACUUGUCAGUAACAAUUUUUUUUAGAUUAUAUGAAGUGCUGAAGUUAACCAAAAAAUACUUUAUUCCAGUUACAGAAAAUGAGAGUAAUCUUUAUAAUGCUGCAUUUUUAAGGGGAGAGAAAGAAGGGGAUAAAACGUUUGGGCAGUAAUUUACUCAAGUACUUCACUUGCAGCCUGGUUUUAUUUAUUUGGAAUUGAAUCCUACAAAAUCUGUUGGGCUUGCACCCAACUAAGUUUGUAUAGGAUCAUAGCCAUAUUGCAUUUGAGUCUUUUGCAUCUUUUACACCCUGCAAACUCCAGGAUGCUUCCAAAGGGUCUUGUUCAACAGGCAAAAUGAAUAAAUAAGCCUAUUGCAAGAUCUUACACAUGGAAUCUUAUACCAUGGUAUUCAUGAAAGGCUUGCAGUUUGAAACUUAAUUAUAGGAUUUGUGAAGCACAGUGAUUUUACCUAUUAGCAAAAAUCCUAGGAUAGGUCUCCUAGUAUUUGUGUGACAUUUGCAUUUUGAUACCAGGGGUCAUAGAACAGUCGAGUGUAUCACAGUGCUGGUGAAUAAGCCAAAUAAAUGUCCUCUAAAUAUAUCACUUGAUUGUUUUCUUAAACUAAACUUUGUUCCUUUGGCACAGGAUCUGAUGCAGUGCACAGCCUUUGCAACAGCAGAAGAAUAUAAUCUUGGUACCCUAUGCCAUGAUCUGACGUCAUAUGGCUAUGUUGAAAUAACAACAUUACCUAGAGGUAGACCUCUGAACAGUUUGCCCCUCUUCUGUUGAAUGCAUGGAACACAGUUCCUCUUAGUAAUAAAAUUGCAGUGUUUAUAUCAACUGUGGAAUAAUGAUUAUCACCUUGUAAAAUUCUCUUUCAAAACUUUCUGAACAGAAAUGCACCUUGAAACAUGCUCCAUUGCAUGCUGUAAUGUGGCUUAGCUGCUACUUCACCAAAAGCAUGCCUAUUUAAUCUUUCUGAUGCUUUGAAAUGAGACAAACACUUUAAAUACUCAGAAGCACAUUGGCAAAACAUUUUCCUAUGACCUGUUCUUUGUGGUAAUCCUCUCCACUUUCUUGUAUAUUUUCUGAUAUUGUUUAAAUUCAUAAGAGCAAUUUGGUAGGCAAGCAUUGUACAGUAAUUCGAAGAUAUUAUUUAUUACAUGAGUAAACUGAGGAAGGGCCUCGUAUAACGGCUUAUUGGUUCUUAAACUGAACAUAAAUUGUCACUCUAGAUCAGAGGGUAAAACAAUACCACUGUUGAACAUACUUUUAUUUGCAGAUGUUGACAGCAUUUCUUUUCAUCAAUGCCUGUAGAUCUUUAAUCUGAAAAUAGCACUUGUACACAUGUACAAGUGAAAAGAAAAAGUUGCCAUGUGUAUUCUGCAUGCAAUAGAAGUACUCCUAUUCACAUCACCAGCCAUCCUAGAGCAUGAAUUCUGUAAUGCUUUUGGAAGCGCUGUACUGCAAACUUCCUGUGCUGUGCUAUAUAGUGCUAAAGGGCUUGAGGCUUAGGUGUGGAGCUGUAUGAGUACUUCAAACCCCUAAUUCUGUUUUCAGUAUACAGUGGUACCUCGGGUUACAGACGCUUCAGGUUACAGACUCCGCUAACCCAGAAAUAGUACCUCAGGUUAAGAACUUUGCUUCAGGAUGAGAACAGAAAUCGCGCAGCGACGGCGGGAGGCCCCAUUAGCUAAAGUGGUGCUUCAGGUUAAGAACAGUUUCAGGUUAAGAACAGACCUCCAGAACGAAUUAAGUUCUUAACCCGAGGUACCACUGUACUAGGAACUGUUAUGGACUCAAGCAGGCCAAAUCUCUCUCUCCCCACAUCAGCAAGUGGUAUCUUUAACAUUUCAAAGGUUCUGAAAUAGGACUACAGUGGUACCUCUAGAUGCGAACGGGAUGUGUUCCAGAGCCCCGUUCGCAUCCAGAAGCGAACGCAACCCGUGUGUGUGUGGGUCGCGAUUUGCCGCUUCUGUGCAUGACAUCAUUUUGACCGCAGCACGCAACCCGAAAAUACUUACCCUGAAGCUACUUCAACCCGAGGUAUGACUGUAUAUUAAAUGGAUACAUGCAAUGCAACCCAGUAGUUUUACUUAGAUGUAAUCACCACAGUUCUCAGUGGGGUUUAGCCCAGAUAAUUAUAUGUGGGGUUGUAGGGUAAAUGUUUUACAGGGUUUUAAACGCUGUUUCUGUGUCUCAGAAUAUGAUUCCAAAUCUGCUUUCUUUUAAACAAGAUGCAUCAAAUGUUUUGGUGAUUGGUACAGAAAGCUCAGCGAAAGAAUAUGAUCCUGGAAUAAUUUUUUUCUUCAGGUAAACAAUGCCCAGCAAUAAAGUGCAUGUGAACUAAAAAAAUUAUUGUAACACAAAAUGAUAGGUUUUAUUGCUUAGCUUGAUAGCAACUCUGGGACUUGGCUUCAAAAGGCCUUAACCCCCAAGCAAGUACAGAUCUUUCCUCCUCCCUCUUUGCUGUAAUGAAGGAGGCUGGGGUGGCAGCGCUUCCCUAAGGCCAUCAGCUAUACACAAACUCCAGAGUAAUUCCCAAUGAGUACAGGGGCAAGGACUGACAAUUGCAAUUUCAUGGCUUUCUAGAUAUGUAUAGAAUUGUACUAUGUGAUGGCCAUCCUCUGCACUCUUUAUAUUUUUUUGAGAAUAAAUAAAUUCAACCAUUUAAAAGUUUUUUAAAGCUAUUUAAUAUUUUCUGAACCCUCAUAAACACACCAUCACCAUAGUAAUUGGUUAAUUGAUCACACGAAGCCAGAUAACUAAGAUUUAAAAUUUUGGAUGAGUUGAGGACUGUAUGUUUAACAGUCUAUUUUCAGUCUGCGUCAGUUUCACAUCAGUACAGUCAUAAAUUGAUUCCAUGCUGUUUCUGCCUUAUUCUGGGUUUUUUAAAAGUCCAUUAAAAAUUGUAUUUAUGUACUUAAUUUUUAAUCACAAAAUAUUAUUUAAAUAUGUAUUUCCCCCUCAGUGUAUGGAUCUGUAUGUUUCUGGGCCAAGUAUUGCCACUAAAAUCUUAAAGUAUAAUUUUGUUUUGAUUGUGUAUUAAUUUGGGUGUGAAUUAUGUCAGUUCACUUAAAGUGGAACAAACUAAAUUCUCCAUCCUUAUUUAGAAUAGAGUAUUUAUUCUUGCCAAGAAAUACACAUGUAAGCAUGAAACAUAAUCUGUGCUGCUAACACCACCUUGAAAUUCUGUUCAUACAGGGAAGGAUCUGUUGUGUUCUGGAAUGUUGAAGAAAAAACAGUAAGUGGAAGCCAAAUUUUAUGAGGUAAACUCCAUUGGUCUUUGCAGUUCCAUAAAAUAAAAUGGUUUGGCUAGAUUUAAGUGUAGAUUUAGCAAAUGCUAUUAAUGUAUCUUUUUACAUUUUACAGUCUAAUUUUUCAGUUUUUUAAAAAAUUGUAUAUGAAGGGCAGUGGGAGUUUUUGUCCCAGGUCUUUUGAUGCUUUUAUUUUUUUUAAAAAAACUAAGUUAUUCACAAUGAUGUAUUUCUGCAAGUUGUUAUUUGAGAAUAAAGACAAUGUUGUCAGUGUAGAAAAUUGUAGGAAAUCGAUGAGAUGAGACAGAAGAUAUUAUGGGCUGUGGCCAUGUGCAAAGUAGAGCCAGACUCUGAGAGGAGUUACAUUUUGCCUUUGCAAACACAGUCCCACAUCUGCGCCUAGCAAAGUAACAGAAGUGUGGUGUCAGAGGUUGCUUGUAGGGGAAAGUAGUAGGAGGCAGGGAUGCUUAAGCCCUCUCACACCUACCAUUUUAGCCUUCCUUCACACACCCUCCUCUUUUUAAGGUUUAUUCCUCUAUGCCUGAGACCAUUUUUGGGGGGAGGGAUUGAGAGAUGGGAAGUGUGAAGCAUCUCCUCUCCUAGGUCAAUUCUCCCUUUGUAAGUAUGCCUCUCUCUGCCCUUGUAUUUGCAUUGUAAGGAAAAGCUGGAGUUGUUUUCCUUGUGAUGUGCAGUUCCACCCUCCCUCUCCAUGGUAUUUCAAAACUGGCUGAAGGCACCAUGACUGUUAGCCUGCAGGUUUAUAUGAUGACCUCCUAGCAUUUGCCAGCAAUUCUAAUAUGCAGGAUCUUUUCUAGAUGAAGAGUAUCAUGCAAAUGCUGGAAAGGCAUGAAAUUCAGCCAUACGAAGUUGCGCUUGUUCACUGGGAAAAUGAAGAGAUGAACUACAGAUUAGGAGAGUAAGUGUUUGUAUGUCAUCAAGUGCUAGUUUCUGUGCAGUGUAGCUUCUUGCAUAUAUUUGUUUCCUGAAAACAUUGCUAAAUAUUUACACUACUCUGCCAGCUUGUUUAGACCUCCCAUAAUCUUUGUAAUAAAGCUGCAUUUGCAAUUCCUUUGCAAAGUAAGAAAGUAUUGCCAUUGCCAUCUUUGAGACAGGGAGCACAAAAAUAUUCUUAUUUAAAUAAUAAUAAAAACCUUUAGGGAACUGGGGACCACUGCCUCUCGUAAUGAGGUACUGUAUUAAUAACUUCAUUGGUCCCUUUAUAAGCCACAAGGGACAUGGAUCAGCAAGCGAUUGCACACAUCCAACCAGUAUCUUCAGUCUGCACCAACUGACACCCAUUCCAAGAUAAAUUAACCUUAAGAAUCACCUGCACUAACUUAAGAGAAAGUAAUGGUGGAUGCAACUGACCUCAGAAAGGAAUUGCAAUGGGCCACUGAGAGUUCUGUCGUCUCAGUCGGCCAGCAUAUAUACUUGGCCCUUUAAAAAAAAUAAUCCCAAAUAACUUGCUAAGCAGCUUUUGAAACUCCCUGUUCAGGUGAAGAGCUUUUCUUGUUUGACAAAUAGAGUUGAAAAAGAAGCUCAACAAGUCUGAAGUUUUCUUCCAUUAUCUGUGACGGGAACUAAGCAUGUUCUUAGGUGCUCUGAUUUGUUUUUGUUUUUAAAGUAUAGAAUAGCUAGUUCCUAUGUGUCAUGGAUUCAUACUAGGCAUAUUCUGUUUUGAUGCAUGUGGUCAAUUAAAGUAUUCCUCUUGCUCUUUACAGAGCACAGUCAAAGCUUCAUAGAGGAGAAAUCCUGAUAAAUUCGGAACUAGAUCCUGAUGAAAUUACUCUAGAGAAGUUUGCUUUUUCAAAUGCUCUUUGCCUUUCUGGUAAGUGAUAUAUUGCAUCAGGCUUUCUAAGCAGCAUUUUGCAUCAGAAUUUGGGAUGUGUAGCAUGUGCUGCGAAAAACUUUCCCCCAAAGUGUUACCUAAAAUGUGUGUGUGAGGAUAGCUUGGGAAUGUGCACCAGAGAUAAAUUCUGUAUAGUAGUAUUACUUCGGCAUGAUGCAAAGAACUUGAAGUGAACUUCAGAGAUCAUUACAGAGGUACACUGAUAAAGUAUCCUUAAAAUGUGUGUUGCUGUGUCUGUUUUGGACAAUUCCUUCUUGAUAUCAAAUUCAAAUGAUAAGCAAUUUCUUGAGUUACUUCUGGAGUUCAGUGCCACUUAAAGCAAUUCAGCUUUGCAGGAAGUAGCCUAAGGCUAAUAAUUUGUGGUGGGGAGGAUUUAGAUUGGGAGUUUAGCACCUGUUACCUGCUGUCACUUCUAGAAUAAAACCUGGACAUCCCUACUCCAUUGCUGUUUUAAAGUUUGUUUUUAAUUCCUAACAACUGGGAAGUCUGAUUGCAAGUCUCCCACCUGACAUCUGUUUUGGCCCUCAACCAUGCAUUUUUUAGGUUCCUUGUGAAGACAUCAUAUACCAUAUUUUUCCAUGUAUUGGACGAGGUUUUUUGACUCAAAAAUCAUGUUAAAAAAUUGGGGUCAUCCAAUACACGGAUAGUGGCAUAUGGGGGGGGGGAGCAGCGUGCUACCAGCCAGCCAGUCGGCAGGAGCGUGGCUUCCCCCAAUGCCGCAGCGAGCGAUCUGGGGGGUGAUUCCUGCCCGCAUCUGCUGGGGGGGGGGGAGAGAAGCUGCGUGCAGCCAGCCAUCCGGUUGACGGGAGUGCAACUUCCCCCGAUGCUGCUGCACAUGGUGGGUGCUCCCUGGGUCAUUUCCCGUGUGCGGCGGCAUUGGGGGAGGUUGCACUCCCGUCAACCGGAUGGCUGGUGAGAGUGCAACUUCCCCUGAUGCCGCUGCACGUGGGAAACGAUGCAGGGAGUGUUUCCUGCCUGCAGCUGUGUAGGGGGAGAGGCUCAACAACUUUGGGCCAUCUCCCCUUGUUUUCCUAAAAUUGAGUCCCCAAAAAUGGGGGGGGGUUCCUUAUACUUGGGGGUGUCUUAAAGACGGAAAAAUACGGUAAUUGAAAGUAGGGACUUGGUUUUGUGAAAACAUUAAAGGGUAGUGAACUUGAAUAAUAAAUCUCUUGUACUUUUCCCUAAUGUAGUGAAGCUGGCAAUUUGGGAAUCAUCAUUGGAUAAUUUUGUAGAAUCUAUCCAGUCAAUACCUGAGGUAUUCACUACUUCAUUGGUCUUACGUACUAUUAUUAAAUUGAGCUAUUUGCAACAUAUAUUCGCUCUUAACGUCUCACUACUCUCUUUUUAACAGAUACUAAAGUCAAGAAGGAAGGUGAAGCUCUCUCAUGCUGAUGUGAUGCAGAAAAUUGGGGAAUUAUUUGCGUUGAGGUAUCUUCAUUAAAACAAGGAAACUUAACUUUAUUCCCAGGACACUUCAUUGUUAUUUAUUUCAAUUAUAAAUAGAUUCCCACAAGGCAUCCUGAAGACGUUUACAGUAUAUUUUGAUCCUUCACUUCCAGCCACCUUCGUUUUCUACUCCCUGCCUUCACUACCAACACAGUUAUUGGUUCCCUUUUAAGAAGCAAAACUUCCUAUAGAAAUCUAGCAUCAUCUUUUUAAAGAUAUCCUAAGCUCACACCCAAAGUCAAGCCUACUAAUUGCAAGAGGUGGAUCAAUUUAGGGCACCAAGGAUUAGAAACAAAAAUGUUAAAUACAGUGGGAGAGCACAAUGCAGUCAUGUCUCUUCCUACACACCCCAGUUAGCACCAUAUUAUCUAAACACUUGGAAAUACGUACCCUGUUAACUGGUGUUUAUUAAACAUGAAACUAGAAUCUUCAGUUGAAUGGAAAUCUUAUUGAAUAACAUUAUGGAUUUAUUGUAACAGUUUUUAAGAGCUACAGUGUACGGUGCAGCUGCAUUUAAGCCUUCAUAUGUGAUAAGAGCAUAAGCAAGUGUGUCUGUUAUAACCUUGACAAGUUCUGUAUUUUCCCCAAAUCCUGUUUCUAGGAAUGUCUGUAAUAGACCUGUAUGAUUUGUGAAGGGUAAUGGUAAAUAAAGCUUAGAUCAGCUGCUGAGAGCAGGGAAUCUCUUUUUGUUUAGAGAUGGGAGAUAAGCCCUAAAUCCUUUAAUCAUAAGAAUUUAGAAGUACCACUGAGAAGUACUAAUCAUGAGAAGUCCUGCUGCAGGAACAGGUCUUAACCAGAGAGCAGGAUUGUUUCCAGAUCUUAUUGGUAGGAUAGUGUAGUCAAGGGAAAAAAGCGGUUCAGUAACAAACAUACUUGUUUGUUCAAAAAUAAUGGGUGGAAUUCAAUGUCCUGCUAUUCCAAAAGUUCCAUCUGCGCAAGUGUAUCAGUGUGCCAGACAGAACAAUUUCCAUGUGCUGUUCUGAAGCUUCUCCUGCGCCAAUGGGGGGGGGGGGGCGUGGGGGGGGAGCCCUGUUGUGGAACCCCUUCUGCAGGACUUCCACUGACAGGAUUCAUUAGGUGAAUCCUGCCCAAUUUCUUAAUUAAAUUUGUACCUUUUUAAAGUAAUUAAUAUUUACUUUUUAAAUUUAUAGUCCAGGCUUCCUCUCAAAGAAGCCCAUAAGGGAAUACGAAAAUCAUCACUUUGUUUUGAGUGACCAGUAUAGCCUUCAUAGAGCCUUCAUGGUUUGGCACAAAAAGGAGCCUGAAAUACCCCUUUUUCACUGUGAUAAAAUCAUAUUUUCCUGGUGUGAGGCACACCAUAGGUUGCCAUUUUGUUGGUACUGGAAAAUUAUUAUUUUUCUUCAAGCAAGUGAAGCAGCUGUAGCAUGUGAUAGAAAAAUGGAUUGUGUAAGCCUGAGAGUUUUCCAGUGCUUAUUCAUUUUGUGUCAAACCAUGGUUUGGCAUUACAUCUGAACUACCUAGGUAUAAUUAUUAACUCAGAUUAGGAGGGAAGAACCACCCAUAAUUGCUCUGAAUCUAUGUAUUUACCUACCUUUCCUCAGGCACCGCAUAAAUCUGAGUUCCGACCUGCUGAUGACUCCAGAUUUCUAUUGGGAUAGAGAGCAUCUUGAACAGUUAUAUGAUAAAACUUGCCAGUUUCUCAGCAUUAAUCGCAGAGUUAAGGUAGGCACACAAUUCCAGCUUUCCUGCCUCAGCGAAAACUUCAGUUUUUGCCAAUUGUUCACAGAUUGGUUCACCUCAAAGAAGUCUUAAACUUUUCAUCCUUCUCCAUUUUCUUCUUCUGUUUUCUUGGUCAUCUUGGUCGUGUGUGCCACCUUGGGCUUCUUGGAGGAAAGACAGGACAUAAAUUUAAGUAAAUAAAGGCACUUGAUGUGUACAAGUAUUUCAUUGUUGAUGAGCAAGAAUAUGGGCAUGGACUCAAAGUGACCCAUGUGUAGUUAGAAGAUACUUCUGCCUAGUAUUGGCGGGGGGAUUGUUGAUUCUUCCCACUUCACAGGGUGUAUACUACCCUCUUUACAGGCCAUUCCAGAGGGUCCACCAAAUUUUGGGAGCAUCUUUUCCAGGAGCAAAGGGCUUCCAUGGGGCAGUGCACAUGCAGAACAUUACAUGGUUUGGGGCUUCAUGCCAUUAAUUUUAAACAAACAAAAAAACCCAAUCCCAGUAGUAAACUGGUAUUCUGUUUGCUUUCUUAGCAAGGUGAACUAUUUGGAAAUCUUAUUCUCUCUUUCUCUUGGGUAAUAUGUCCAGUUUUUUUCCAUUCCUACUCAGAGCUGGCUUGCUGGUAUUGUAUUUAAUUUUGUUAAUUACAGUAUAGUUUUCUCAUAUAGCAAACUCAUCCCGCGUUAUAGUGGUACCUCGGGUUAAGAACUGUUCUUAACCUGAGGUGCCACUUUAGCUAAUGGGUCUCCCGCCGCCACUGCACGAUUUCUGUUCUCAUCCUGAAGCAGAGUUCUUAACCCAAGGUACUAUUUCUGGGUUAGCGGCGUCUGUAACCUGAUUCCCACGAAGCCAGGUUUUCUCUCCUAAAGGAUAUUAAUCUGCUUAUCACAAUGAAUCUUUUGACAAUCUAUUAACUGCUGUUCCUGCUGAUAGGUGUGGUUCCAUAGCUGCCUGUGAAAACUCUGGCAGGCCUGUACAAGUCUUACAUUAGUGAGUUUCUCUGAUUCCUAUGUGGCUGGUACUUGGUUUGAAAAAGGGUCUCCAUUGGUAAGAACUAGGAGCUGUAUUAUAUAAACAAGGUCUUGAGGAAGUGCUGAUUUUUGCCCUCCAGGUGAUAAGAGUCCAAAAUUGCACUCUUUUUGCUAAAAUGCAUUUGAAAGGGACAUCAUUUUGAAAAUAUGUUGCAGUUAGGGCAGUCCAGCUUGAUUGUCACUUGAUUGAACAGACAGGAGUGUUUGAUGGAGAUAUGAGAGGAAUGCAGUCAUUUCUAAUUCAUUCUUCAUGGUUUGCAGCUAUCCCAUGCUUAUGCACACAUGCAUGUAGGGGAGGAGAAAUUAUAGUUCAGUUAAGUCUAUGGGAAUCCUUUACAAGUUGACGCUUUGCACUGGAUUGAGUUGGAUUUUGCCUUCAUCCUCCAUUACUUAAACCCAAAACUUUAGAAACUGUUCAAUUUUAGUAACUAUUAAUGAACAAAGUUCCGGCUGAUGUAGUCAUUGUGGUCUACAUUUGUAAACGACAGUUCAAUAAAUCUGCUAACACUGAGAUGUCAAAACUCCUAAUGCUAACUUUAUGGUGUUGGGUGCUCUGCUGCAUUCAUUGAUAGAAACAUCAGUUCUGAUAUAGUUCAUCAAACUUCAGUAUGUUCAUUAAGCCCCAUUCAGUGGAUAAGCUGUUUAGGUAAGAAUACCUUGAACAAGUUGUUUACCCAAGGAUUUCUGAAGUAUCAGUUCCUCUAUUGCAGGUGGUGAAUGAAAAGCUCCAGCACUGCACAGAGCUGACAGAUUUGAUGAGAAAUCAUUUGAGUGAAAAACAUGCUUUGCGUUUAGAGUGGAUGAUAGUGAUACUCAUCACCAUAGAGGUAAGUCUGCAACAAUGUGCUGCUGUGCAGUGUUAGUAUGAACUUAACAGCUUUGUUGAAACAAACAUGUAUUGAGCUCUUUCCUUGUGAGUACAAUCAGUAUAUCACUUCCUAUAAUGUUAGCAAGUUCACUGAAUCACGUCUUGAUAUAAUUUCAAUUUAAUUAAACAUGAUGAGGGAAAGUUGGGGAGAAGUUUGUAAAUAUCCUCGAGGAAUUUAUGUAGAUAUAGCACUCUCUAGUGUUCAAAAUGGUUCACACACAUUAUUUUGAUGAUUCUGGCAACAGAACUAUAAAGUAGGCCAGUAUUAUCCCUAAAUCAUAAAUGCCGAACUGAAACUGAGAGAAUAGGGACUUUGAUUAAAUGAGAUUUGAACAAGCAACUUGGCCACCACGCUGCACCAGCAUAAUUUUUACCCAUAUGUAAGAAGAAGAAAUCAAAAUUAGUCAUCUAGGACGUCUUCACAUCACAAAAUUCCAUCAUGGGAUGGUAUGUAACCUGCAUGUAGUUCAAGUGCCAAGCGUAUUCAUGGCUUUCUGAGUUUACAUGCCCUGAAAGCCACAAGUUACAUUGUCUACACUGUUUUUUAUGUCACAUGAUGCAUUUCUAAAUUAAGAAUGCAUAUUGAUCUGUAAUUACCUCCUUCCUGUGUUACUGGAAUUUGUGUACUUUUUAUUUCGCAAACUACAAAUGCAUUUGGUUUCUGGGGGCAAUCAACAGCAGUUACACCUGUUAAGUCAAGCAAUGGCUGGAAACUGUUCUCUCCAGUUAAGGAACUGCUAUGUACAAAAUCAGAGCCCCAGUCAGUCUCCACACACUGAGGUGCAAGUGCGAGAGCAAAGCAGAAGACUUUGAAUAGCAAUUCAAGUAGUACCUGCUGAUGAAAGUGACCACCUUUUAAGUCAGUAUCUGAAAGAAGGCUGUUAUCCUGUCAUCCUAUCCCCUCCCCACCUGUUUCUUUAGCUUUCUAGCCACCAGGCUUAUAUGGGUGAGUGAGCAACAUUAGAAUCUUCCGUCACUUAUGAAAAUGUUAACCACCCCUUUGCCUUUAGCUGCUGAACAGAUUGCUUGUGCUGGAGUAAGGGGCCCUAUUUGUAUUAGUUAGCAUUAGGGUGUGUGUUUUUUUAAGUGUGGUUUUAAAUACCACUGUAAGGAAGAGUUUGGAUCGGUUGACUUUCAUUACCAAUGAAAACACUUGGGAAAAAAUAUAAUAAAAUUCUAUUUCUUUUGCAGGUCAUGUUUGAACUUGGCAGAGUUCUUUUCUGAUAACUUGUGAAUGAUAAGAGAAGUUUGAGAAGAUUGUGAAGAUAAUCCCAACAGCCUUGUGUUUGCUGGACUUCAACUUUAUUCUUCACACUUCUGAAAAGUUCAGCAAGUGUUAUAAUAAAUGUAUGGACACUUGCUGCUAACGAAACAAUUGAAUUCACUGAGAUUAAACCAAAGCUUGAAUUGGGGAUUGUUUCCAAGAAAUCAUGAUUCAGAGUAUAUUGAUCCUUCUUUAAGAUAUUGUACCUUUGUUUAGAAAGCAGACAACCAAAGACUGGCUUACUAAAGCUGUACCCACACUUGCAGUUUUAUUAUCUGCUGUAUAGCAGGAAAUUAUGUAAUGAUGCAGUAGUCUGUGCCAUGUAAAAUAAGGCUUUUAUAUGGGUUAUGUCUCACUGUGUGGUGCGUAUUUUGCCACAACUGUGACACAUUUGCCAGAAUUGAGGGAAGCGCUUCCAGUAUUGUACUACUGUGUAUGUGGGGAAUAAGUUAUCCAUAGAAAAAUAAGUGUGUUGGGAGAAAAAUAGGCUGAACUCUUCUCCCAAACAUGCUAAUUUGUUUUGUGCAGUUUUUUAAAUAGGGAAAGAUUUAAACAUGUUUUCCCCCGUCUGCAGCAUACGUAGGAACAGCUCAGGAAAAACAUGUCCAUGUUACACUGCCAAGUAUAAACUGGCUCUUGGCCUGGGCCAGAAGUAGGAGCCCAAACUGAUGAACUGGUUCAGUCUUGAAACUGAAUCCAUAAACAGAAAAACCAGUAACUGUCCCAGGAAGUUAGGAGAUUCUUUUGAGGAUGAGAGAGCAUUUGUCUCUUCUAACUCUAGAGACAUGGACAAAAGAGAAUGUAUUUUGUAGGAAAUUGGAAAAAGGACUCAGAAAGUAAGUUAUCCUGCAUUUAUCUCAACUCCCCACACCAAGCACAAACAGUUUCUUUCUGAUUAGUUAUUUCGCUGUCCUGAUCUAAAUAAACCAUAUUCAAAUUUGGAAUGACCCCAAAAUUUCUAUCCAGAUGAUGCACUAAAUAUGACGGUCUCUUCAAUCAGAAGCACCUAGCUAGUUCAGAUUGACUUUAACCUACUUCUCCAAGGAGCAACAGUUAUCAAGUUUGCUUGUGGGAGAUUUCAAGCGGGACUAAUAAAUGUGUAGGCAUAAAUUUCAUCAAAAUGUUUACAGAUGUCUUAGUCCUACUUGAAAUCUCCAACCAACAGGCUUUGUCAAAAUGAAAACAUGGGAAUAGGGUUUUCUCCACUGUGGCACCCUAUGGAUCUUCUCCUAAGAGUUAGUUUCCCUGCACAAAUAUCAUUCCACUGACAGCUAAAGGCCUAUUUGUUUAUCUGGAUCUUUGGGGAAGGGUGAAAAUGGCUGAUGACAUGUUCUUCCUUGUCUGUACUGUGAAUUAUGUAUUUUAAAUUGUUUUGCUAAUACUGUUUUGUAUCCCUUCAAGAUUUUAACUGCCUAUCUAUUUGUUGCCCUGGGAUCCUAAAGGAAGUGCGUGGUCAAAUUAUAGCCAAUAGUAAUAAAAUAUUUCAUCAUCUUUUCCCCCCGUCAAUAGUUAUC
Molecule: messenger RNA, 18231 nt
Organism: Podarcis lilfordi (Lilford's wall lizard)
Lineage: Eukaryota; Metazoa; Chordata; Lepidosauria; Squamata; Lacertidae
Source: the annotation of a GenBank genome assembly